ACCUCGUAGAUCUUCUCCAUCACCAACAAGUGCAAACAAAACCUCUGUAAUUCCCGGGAAAGUGUCCAUCUUUAUCACAACUCAGAUAAGCUAAUGUAACCAUGAGAGUCUUUAGAGUCGCAUCGGUCUCACUUCGGAUCUUCCCGUCGAAUCACUACACAACAUUCCCGUCGAAACAUAACGUUUCUUCUCUUUCACCUGCGACAAGCAUCGCGAGAGCUCUUCAAGAACACAUCAAUUCUCCGUCCCCAAAAGCUGGGAAAAGGAUUCACGCCGACAUCAUCAAAACUGGGUUUAGACCAGAUUUAAACAUAUCCAUCAAACUACUCAUUCUGCAUCUAAAAUGUGGCUGCCUGAGAUAUGCACGCCAAGUGUUCGACGAAUUACCCAAGCCAACAUUAUCGGCUUACAACUACUUGAUCAGUGGGUACCUAAAGCAUGGAUUGGUAAAAGAAUGUCUUCUCCUCGUUCAACGGAUGUCCCACUCUGGGGAAAAAGCAGACGGGUACACUCUUUCCAUGGUUCUUAAGGCAUCUAGUAGUCUUGUCUCGACUACGAUUCUGCACCGUAGCUUAUGCAGAUUGGUCCAUGCCCGGAUUAUAAAAUGCGACGUUGAACUAGAUGAUGUGUUAAUUACUGCACUUGUGGAUGCUUAUGUGAAAAGUGGGAAGCUGGAGUGUGCAAGAACUGUUUUCGAAACGAUGAAAGAUGAGAACGUCGUUUGUUCUACAUCAAUGAUCUCUGGUUACAUGAAUCAAGGUUUUGUGGAGGAUGCUGAAGAGAUUUUCAAUACAACCAGAGUGAAGGAUAUCGUAGUUUACAAUGCUAUGGUGGAAGGUUUCAGCAGAUCAGCUGAAACUGCUGAGAGAGCAGUUUGCAUGUAUAUUUUGUUGCAACGAGCUGGUUUCCAUCCAAAUAUUUCAUCUUUUGCUAGCGUGAUUGGAGCGUGCUCGGUUUUGACGGCUCGUGAAGUUGGUCAGCAAGUGCACGCUCAGGUUAUGAAGAGUGGAGUCUAUACACAUAUCAAAAUGGGGAGCUCUUUGUUAGACAUGUAUGCGAAAUGCGGAGGAAUCGAUGAUGCAAGAAGAGUCUUUGACCAAAUGCAAGAGAAGAACGUGUUUUCUUGGACUUCGAUGAUUGAUGGGUACGGAAAGAACGGGAACCCUGAGGAAGCAAUCGAACUCUUCACUAGGAUGAAGGAUUUCCAUGUCCAACCCAAUUACGUAACGUUUCUCGGAGCUCUCUCUUCUUGUUCACAUUCUGGUUUGGUUGAGAAAGGUUAUGAGAUCUUUGAGAGCAUGCAGAGAGAUUAUUCCAUGAAACCAAAGAUGGAACACUAUGCUUGCAUGGUUGAUCUCAUGGGUCGAGCUGGAGAUUUGAAUAAAGCUUUGGAAUUUGUUAGGGCGAUGCCUGAAAGGCCUGACUCCGAUGUUUGGGCUGCUCUUCUCAGUUCUUGUAGACUGCACGGUGAUGUGGACCUCGCAAGAAUAGCUGCAAAUGAGCUUUUCAAGCUUAAUGCUGACAAAAGACCUGGAGCUUAUAUAGCAUUGUCCAAUGUUUUAGCUUCUGCUGGUAAAUGGGAAAACGUGAGCGAGAUUCGAGAUGUGAUGAAGGCUAGAAAGAUACCUAAAAACAUUGGUCGUAGUUGGAUCGGUGUCGAGAAAGCUCAAUAAAAGGUAUUCAUAGAAGAUUUGAUUGGGAUUGAGACUUG
This is a messenger RNA of Eutrema salsugineum, 1711 nucleotides long. Its product is annotated as pentatricopeptide repeat-containing protein At1g28690, mitochondrial. Gene Ontology annotation, biological process: RNA modification. Lineage: Eukaryota; Viridiplantae; Streptophyta; Magnoliopsida; Brassicales; Brassicaceae. Gene Ontology annotation, molecular function: RNA binding; protein binding. The record is from RefSeq and is a predicted model, not a curated record. The transcript has a single exon. Bases 102 to 1673 code for a protein of 523 amino acids.